GUAAACGAAAUCUUCCGAUACUGGCUGGGGGAUUAACUCUGGUUGUCAAAAUAGAGUUAAACGGCACGGAAUAAUGGAUAAAAGCCCAACAAAGACAAGUAUCCGGACCAAAUUCGCUAGACACCAGCCAAUUUCUGAUGUAGAUACUACAGAACAAUCGAGUUCAUGCAUUAAAAAAGAUGAUCGAGGUCUCAGCAGUUUUGGAGUUCAAUCAUCAGUAUUUUCUCGUCGUAGCUGUAGGAUGUCUGAACUCGAAGCGAAACCAACAAUAAUUUCCGAAGAUCAACGUAUAGCCGUGCGCAGCGAGAUUGGGGGCUCUUUUUCUGGCUUCGAUGACAAAGUUGAUAAUGUUUUCCACUCAAAUAAUAAUUUGCAUGGAUCACCAUCUACAACGGAAUUGGAAUGUCCUGGGAUAAUGAAUCCGAGAUUUCUCGUGGGCAGAUCUCUAAAUUCUAGAUCACGAGCAGUAACUCGUGGAAGCAAGAGAACCUCGAAUGUCAAAGAAAAUGAAGGGAGCAUCCACCGUUCUGAUGAUCAAGUAUCAACUGAAAACUGUUCGGCAAAAGAUGAGGAACGUGACAGAGAUUCCGGUGGUGUUUCAAGCUAUGGAAACAAAAGAAGCGAUGAAUUCUGCGGUACCUCUCCAAUCCUUGAAGCAAAAGGUUUUGGAAUCAGCAAUACAUGUUUCAAUUGCAAGAAGUAUGGACAUCGUGCAACAGAAUGCUCCGCCCCACAACGUGAAUGUGCUAAUUGUGGUGAUCCGAAUCAUCGUGCAAAUGAGUGCGCAAGCUGGUCGAAAAACGGAGUUCAAGAGCCGACAAAGGUCACCUAUGUGCCAGUCGUGGACAAGAUGGAGGAGGUAUUUAGCAUGUUGAAGAUUAACGCUGGAGAUUUCUUUGACAAGUUCUUUGACGCUAGCGUUCAACUUGUGUCACGUGGACAGCCGGUCACCAUUCAACCAUGUAAAAGUUUUUCCGAUUCCGAUAUUCCUCAAAGUAUGAGAAGAAACGUGGAGAGAGCAGGUUAUACCCGAACAACUCCGAUUCAACAAUAUACACUUCCACUUGUUGCUGAUGGCAAAGAUAUCCUUGCUUGUGCUCAGACUGGAUCGGGCAAAACUGCAGCAUUUCUUUUGCCGAUUAUGUCUCGUCUAAUUUUGGAAAAGGAUUUGAAUUAUGGAGCAGAAGGAGGUUGCUAUCCACGAUGCAUUAUUCUUACACCAACUCGAGAGCUUGCUGAUCAAAUUUACAACGAGGGCAGAAAGUUUUCCUAUCAAUCUGUUAUGGAAAUCAAACCAGUCUAUGGCGGAAUAAAUGUAGGAUACAAUAAGAGCCAGAUUAUGAAAGGAUGUACUAUCAUUGUUGGAACAAUUGGACGUGUUAAACAUUUUUGUGAAGAUGGCGCUAUAAAACUCGAUAAGUGUCGAUACCUGGUCCUAGAUGAAGCAGAUCGAAUGAUUGAUUCAAUGGGAUUCGGACCAGAAAUUGAGCAAAUUAUCAACUAUAAGAAUAUGCCCAAAAAUGAUAAACGACAAACAAUGAUGUUCAGUGCCACAUUUCCCAGCAGCGUCCAAGAAGCUGCUCGUAAAUUGUUGCGUGAAGACUACACAAUGAUUACAAUCGAUAAAAUUGGAGCCGCCAACAAAUGUGUCAUUCAAGAGUUCGAGUUGUGCGAUAGAACAUCAAAAGUGGAUAAGCUUUUGAAGCUUCUCGGUAUCGAUAUUGACACCUACACCACCGAGAAAAAUUCUGAUGUCUUUGUGAAGAAAACGAUUGUAUUCGUUGCUCAACAAAAAAUGGCAGACACUCUGGCCAGUAUCAUGUCGGCAGCCCAAGUUCCAGCGAUUACAAUUCACGGUGCUCGCGAGCAAAAAGAACGGUCGGCUGCUUUGAAAUUGUUCCGAAGUGGAGCUAAGCCAGUGCUCAUCGCCACGGCUGUUGUUGAGCGUGGUCUUGACAUUAAAGGUGUAGAUCAUGUUAUUAACUACGACAUGCCAAAUAACAUUGAUGAUUAUAUCCAUCGAAUUGGCCGAACUGGACGAGUCGGAAACUCGGGAAGAGCAACUAGCUUCAUAUCAUUGGCAGACGAUGUUCAAAUUCUGCCGCAGUUGGUGCGAACUCUAGCUGACGCCGAACAAGUUGUGCCAAGCUGGAUGAAGGAAGCUGCAGGAGGGACCUCCAAUCCUAAUAAAUUCGAAAAAUCUAUUGAUACCGAGGAACCGGAGGAAGCUUGGUGAAGCAAUGUAUUCUAAAUUUAAUUUCUGCAAAAUAUCAAUCUUGACGUAUUAUUUUUCUGAUAAUGUUCAGCCCCCUUUUAUUCCCCAAAAUAUCUGAUCGUCUUGGCAUUUCAACUUUAAAUUUCCCGAAUUUUUAAAAUAUAUUUUUUGUUGUUAGGUUUAUAUGUUCAUUUUUGUUUUCAAUAGUUGGAAUGUUUAUAAAUUCAGAUCAGUAUUCAAUCAAUGUCUCGUAAAUCUGAUAAAUUUUUGUUUUAAUUAAA
Molecule: messenger RNA, 2496 nt
Organism: Caenorhabditis elegans
Lineage: Eukaryota; Metazoa; Nematoda; Chromadorea; Rhabditida; Rhabditidae
Gene: glh-3
Product: ATP-dependent RNA helicase glh-3
Exons: 6
Coding region: 74-2236 (720 amino acids)
Cellular component (GO): cytoplasm; P granule
Molecular function (GO): zinc ion binding; JUN kinase binding; RNA helicase activity
Source: RefSeq, marked reviewed